AUGAGGUUGACAGUGGAUGUGUAUUUCGGAGGAUGCACUGAUUAUGAUGAAGAUGGAGAUGUGGGGUACAUUGGCGGGGAGAGGGCGAAAGUCUUUAUUGAUAACUCACCGAAUCUUUCAUGGGAGAUGUUCGAAGAAAUCGUACAACUGAGAGAGGUAUAUCCGCCAAUAUAUCAGGUGUGGUACAAGUUACCGCAAGAACCAUAUAAAGACAGGAGGUUGAUCAACCAUAGUUCAGAUAGGUAUGAAUUUCGAAAUAUGAAUAAGAUGGCAGCAGAAGUGGGAGAGAUGGAAGUGUUCAUCGAACAUGAUGAAGUUGAAAAUGCUGAAAAUGAAGAAGAAGUUGGUGAGGAUUCUGCUAAUUCUGGUGAUGAUGAUGAUGUUUCUAAUGAUAAUGAUGGAGGUAGGGCUGUUGAGGAUGAUGCAGAGGAUGAUGCAGAGGAUAAUAUCGAAUCUGGUGAAAGUGAUGAAGACAAUGAUGUUGAGAUUCCCGGGACGCCUCUAAACACGGAUGAAGAGUGGCAAUCUUUUGAGCGACCUGUAAAAAGUGCUAAGAAAAAAGGAGACAAACGACAUCUUUAUCUUGGGAAGACAUUUAAUUCCGGAGAAGAGUUCAAGAAGACAUUGGUUGAUUAUGUGUUUGAUUCACAAUUCAACAUUAAGAUGACGAAGUCUUCGUCGACGAGGUACUCAGCGAAUUGUAGGCAUAAAAAGUGUAUAUGGAGGGUGUAUUGUGUGCUUGAUACAUCGUUGAAUAAGUGGGUGAUCAAAACGUAUUACCCAACACACAAUCACCAGCCAAAUGGACAUGCGCCGUUGGUGAAUAUGCAUCAUAUUGCUGAACGCUUCAAGGAGGACAUGAGGAGGAAUCCACGUCUUAGAGGUGUUGACAUAAGAGUGGGAUUGCUAGAGAAAUAUGGGUUGAUUAUGUCGAAGAGUAAAUGUUGUAAGGCUCGACGUGCUGCAGAAAAAAUGGUUACGGAAGAACAGAAAGUGCAAUUUGCAAAGUUGUGGGAUUAUGAGGCCGAGCUUAGGAGGUCUAACCCAAACAUAAUCACUGAGAUAGGGACAAAGAUGGAGAAGGAUGUAGAAGUGUUUGAUCGGUUUUACAUCUGUUUUGAUGUGUUGCGUGAUUCAUGGAAAAAAUGUUGUCGACCCGUAAUUGGAUUGGAUGGCUGCUUUUUGAAAUGGGAAUUGAAAGGAGAGCUUCUAGCGGCUAUUGGUAGAGAUGCUAAUAAUAGUAUCUUCCCCAUUGCGUGGGCAGUUGUGCGUAUAGAGAACAUUGAGAAUUGGUGUUGGUUUGUCAAGAAAUUGAAAUCAGAUUUGGAACUCGGUGAAGGGCAGGAUUUGACAAUAAUUUCAGACAAGCAAAAGGGUUUGUUGAAUGCUGUGGCUAACGAGAUGCCAUUUGCCGAGCAUCGUAUGUGUACUCGUCACAUUUACGCGAACUGGAGGAAAUCCUAUAAGGAUUCUGGGUAUAAACGCAUCUUUUGGAGUAUUGCUGCUGCAUAUCAUGAAGCUCAUUAUGAUGCAUGUCUCGCAGAGAUGAAACAGGUCAAUGAAUUGGCACAUGAAGUCGUUUUACGUGCAGAACCACAUCAAUGGGCUCGGGCUUUCUUCAAGGCCCACUCGCAAUGUGACGAUGUUAACAACAAUCUAGCUGAAAGUUUUAAUCAGACUAUCAGAGAGGCACGUCUAAGACCAAUGAUAGAUAUGCUUGAGAUGAUCCGUAAACAAAUAAUGCAUCGCAUUGCCAAACGGUCGAGGUAUGCAAGUAGAUGUGUUACCGAGUUUAGCCGUCAUUGCAUUAAGAAGUUAGAAGAAGCUAGGCAAAAAACAAGGUUUUGCACAAGUAUACCAAGUGCUCGUGGUCAGUAUGAAGUGGAAGAAUUCGGAAUGAGUUAUGCAGUAGAUCUUGCUGGGAAGUGUUGCGCUUGUCGCCAGUGGGAUCUGAGGGGGAUUCCUUGUCAACAUGCGUUAUGUAUAAUCAACGAGAAGCAAGAAGACAUUUAUUGUCCGUUUUCUCUUCGAUAACAUCAUCAAACCAUUUGAAGAAAUGAUCGAAUUCUCCCUGAAACAUUAUACCAGCUAAGUUCAUAUCACGCAUAAACAAAAAUGAAACAUACAUUCGUGUUUUUCAAUUUUACCUCCUGUUUCUCACAACAGAAGAACACUCUUCCUGGAUUGUUAUCUGUUUUCGACGUCAAUCUCACAAUGUCACUUCCACAUUCGCAUUUCCAUGGAUAAACCUUAUGUUCACGCCUCUGAGUUUUUUUUCGAUUGGAUUGUCCAGUCGACGUUGACGACCUUCUUCCACCUUCAGAUGAGUAACUCCCUUUCAUCCUGUGAAAAACUAUAAUAUUUAACAGACAAAAAAUUUCACCGAUUCCUACAACUCAUCGUCA
Tarenaya hassleriana is the source of this 2405-nucleotide messenger RNA. RefSeq lists its product as uncharacterized. The transcript is spliced from 3 exons. Bases 1 to 2034 code for a protein of 677 amino acids. The record is from RefSeq and is a predicted model, not a curated record. Gene Ontology annotation, molecular function: zinc ion binding. NCBI's taxonomy places the organism in Eukaryota, Viridiplantae, Streptophyta, Magnoliopsida, Brassicales, Cleomaceae.